AUGGGCAUGGGGCUUACCGAGGUCAUUCCGAGCAGGAUUAUGCCUAGCAGCACUUCAUCCUUCACAGGAUACGGUAACGACAACAAAGACAAUGUUUGGUCAAUGGUCGUCUCGCCAGAGUUGACCAUUGCAGAAUUGUUGAUCUUGCACAGCUCUGUUGAGAUCUCGGAGAUUGCCUCGGUCUGGAAGCUUAGAGGCGUGGUCGAGGUGCAGUCGUCUCUAUGGAAGUGGGAGGCGGACAUGUUCAUGACGCAAAGAAAGAGUAGGCGUGAGCCUACCAUCAUUUCCAGGACGUUUGAUCGAAAAGGACUCUGGCUGGAGUCGAAUGACGAGCUUAUUGGACAAACGAGCGAAAAGUAA
Molecule: messenger RNA, 360 nt
Organism: Colletotrichum costaricense
Lineage: Eukaryota; Fungi; Ascomycota; Sordariomycetes; Glomerellales; Glomerellaceae
Exons: 1
Coding region: 1-360 (119 amino acids)
Source: RefSeq, a predicted model, not a curated record